UACCGACUGACAGAAUACCCUAUCCUCCUACAAACACUCACAGAUCCGGCCGGAACUACCUCAGAACCCACCCUGGACAGCGCGGCUUAGACUGGGAAGGGCUGCGCGCUCUGAGGGAUUGCCAGCACAUCGGAAGGGGCCCGGAGCUGGGGGAGGAGAUUGGAGGGAGAGGUAAUCCCUGGCGUUUGAGCAUCCCUUUUUUAGAAAGACGGAGUCUCUCCCAGGACAGCUGCUGCGGUCACACCACAAACUUAAAAGCCACCCUUCUGCUUGGAGCGUGCCUUUCCUCACCAAGCUCUCUGGCAAAAGCGCUUACUGGCGGGCCGCCGUCUGCGCGGAGAGAAGGUCGGGGGACAGGAGCGCCCCCUGCCUUCCCGCCGGGCAGUAACCGCGGCCUCCGCGCUCCGCCAGGGCCGCCGGCACUCCGUGGUUCAGCCUGGGCUGCAGCUCCUAAGAACUCACGCCUGUGCCUGGGGUCGCUGUCCUCUCGGCCUCUGCCGGCUGUCUGUCCUCUCUCCUGAACCAGAGUCCCGAGGAAAGGAAAAGCGACCCAAGUUGCUAUCAGGAAGGGUGAGUUAACAGUGUUUGAAAGGCAAUAUUUUCAUCAUGAAUGUCAAUAAAGAUGAGAACCCAAGGUUCAGAAGUCAAGAUCUUCACUUUUUUCAUGCUUGGAUGAUGCUAAUCAUGACGGUGCUGUUUCUUCCUGUCACUGAAACAUCGAAACAAAAUAUUCCACGGCUCAAACUAACCUAUAAAGACUUGCUGCUUUCAAACACCUGCAUCCCUUUCUUGGGGUCAUCUGAAGGACUAGAUUUCCAGACUCUGCUUUUGGAUGAGGAGAGGGGCAUGCUGCUGCUAGGAGCCAAAGACCAUGUCUUCCUGCUCAGUCUGGUCGACUUGAACAAAAACUUUAAAAAGAUUUAUUGGCCUGCUGCAAAGGAACGCGUGGAACUAUGUAAAUUAGCUGGGAAAGAUGCCAAUACAGAAUGCGCAAAUUUCAUCCGAGUACUUCAACCCUACAAUAAGACUCAUGCUUACGUAUGUGGAACUGGAGCCUUUCACCCGCUGUGUGGAUAUAUUGACCUUGGAGCCAACAAGGAGGAACUCAUAUUUAAACUAGACACGCAUAACUUGGAGUCUGGCAGACUGAAAUGCCCCUUUGAUCCUCAGCAGCCUUUUGCCUCGGUAAUGACAGAUGAGUAUCUCUACUCUGGAACAGCUUCUGAUUUCCUUGGCAAGGACACUGCAUUCACAAGGUCCCUUGGGCUGACACAGGACCACCAUUACAUCAGAACUGACAUUUCAGAGCACUACUGGCUCAAUGGAGCAAAAUUUAUUGGGACAUUCCCCAUUCCGGACACCUAUAACCCGGAUGAUGAUAAAAUAUAUUUCUUCUUCCGGGAAUCAUCUCAGGAAGGCAGCACUUCUGACAGAAGCAUUCUUUCAAGAGUUGGAAGAGUUUGUAAGAAUGAUGUAGGUGGGCAACGGAGUCUAAUAAAUAAGUGGACUACUUUUCUUAAGGCAAGACUAGUUUGCUCAAUUCCUGGAAGCGACGGCGCAGAUACUCAUUUUGAUGAGCUUCAGGACAUAUAUUUACUCCCUACAAGAGAUGAAAGAAAUCCUGUAGUUUAUGGAGUCUUUACCACAACCAGCUCCAUCUUCAAAGGCUCUGCUGUCUGUGUAUAUAGCAUGGCUGAUAUCAGAGCAGUUUUUAAUGGUCCUUAUGCUCAUAAGGAAAGUGCAGACCAUCGUUGGGUACAGUAUGAUGGGAGGAUACCUUAUCCCCGACCUGGUACGUGUCCAAGCAAAACCUAUGAUCCACUGAUUAAGUCCACCCGAGACUUUCCAGAUGAUGUCAUCAGUUUUAUAAGGCGGCACCCAGUGAUGUACAAGUCAGUUUACCCAGUGGCGGGAGCACCAACCUUCAAGAGAGUCAAUGUGGACUACAGACUGACACAGAUCGUGGUGGAUCAUGUCGUCGCUGAAGAUGGACAGUAUGAUGUCAUGUUUCUCGGGACAGACAUUGGAACAGUCCUCAAAGUUGUCAGCAUUUCCAAGGAGAAAUGGAAUAUGGAAGAGGUGGUACUGGAGGAGCUUCAGGUAUUCAAGCACCCAACAGCCAUCUUGAACAUGGAGUUGUCCUUGAAGCAGCAACAGUUGUACGUUGGUUCCUGGGAUGGAUUGGUUCAGCUCUCCUUGCACAGAUGUGACACUUACGGGAAAGCCUGUGCUGAUUGCUGUCUGGCCAGAGACCCUUACUGUGCUUGGGAUGGAAAUGCUUGCUCUAGAUAUGCACCCACUUCCAAAAGGCGAGCUAGACGCCAGGAUGUAAAGUACGGGGACCCAAUCACUCAGUGCUGGGACGUAGAAGAUAGCAUUAGUCAUGAAACAGCUGAUGAAAAGGUGAUUUUCGGAAUUGAAUUUAAUUCAACCUUUUUGGAAUGUAUACCUAAAUCCCAACAAGCCUCUGUUGAGUGGUACAUCCAGCGUCCAGGAGAGGAGCAUCGGGAGGAGUUGAAACCCGAUGAAAGGAUCAUCAAAACGGACUACGGGCUACUGAUUCGAAGUCUGCAGAAGAAGGAUUCUGGGUUGUAUUACUGCAAAGCACAGGAGCACACUUUCAUCCACACCGUGGUGAAGCUGACUCUGAAUGUCAUUGAGAAUGAACAGAUGGAAAAUACCCAGAGGGCAGAGCACCAGGAGGGGCAGGUCAAGGAUCUAUUGGCUGAGUCACGCUUGAGAUACAAAGACUACAUCCAAAUCCUUAGCAGCCCAAACUUCAGCCUGGACCAGUACUGUGAACAGAUGUGGUACAGGGAGAAGCGGAGACAGCGCAACAAGGGCGGCCCAAAGUGGAAGCACAUGCAGGAAAUGAAGAAGAAACGGAAUCGACGACAUCCCAGAGACCUGGAAGAGCUUCUUAGAGCCGUGGCUACAUAGUUUUCUAUUUAAUUUAAAGAGAGAAUUAUUUACUUGUUUGCAAAAUACUGUCUUCUGUUUGGUACAUCCCUUAUUCUAAUUCAUACCUGCUUCCCAUGAUGUCUCACUGGGGCACAGAAUGAUAUGCUAAAUAAGACCGUCUAUGG
Molecule: messenger RNA, 3086 nt
Organism: Acomys russatus (golden spiny mouse)
Lineage: Eukaryota; Metazoa; Chordata; Mammalia; Rodentia; Muridae
Gene: Sema3d
Product: semaphorin 3D
Exons: 18
Coding region: 607-2940 (777 amino acids)
Biological process (GO): negative regulation of axon extension involved in axon guidance; neural crest cell migration; axon guidance
Molecular function (GO): semaphorin receptor binding; chemorepellent activity
Source: RefSeq, a predicted model, not a curated record